UAGGCCCAAUAAUGUCAGUCAAUGGGUGUCAGUGUAUUUAGAGUCCAUUCUGAUUUGGAGCCUGUAAAGUACAGAUGAAACCCUUGAGGAAAUACAGGAUGUGCCCAGUUCACAGCUGCCAUCCGCUUCAAUUUAGCACAUCUCCAAACCUGCAAUUAACUCUCUUGAGCGUUUCACUUUGUGGAAAAGGAGCAAACGCAGACAAUGCCAUAAGGAGUGCACAUGGAAGAAAAAGCAGGCAAAUCCAGCAUGGAAAACAAGGUGAAAGAAAUCAUAUAUUCCCCCACUUUAAAGAGAGAGUAAGUUUUAAAGAGGAAACUAUGGCUUCAAACAGCGUAUUUGAGUCAUUUCCUUCUUACCAGCAGUGCUUCAUGAGAGAUACCAGCACCAGCCGCCGCUUCACGCCGCCCUCCACCACUCUGAGCCCGGGGAAGAUGAGCGAGGCGCUCCCGCUGGCCGGCCAGGAGAACAGCGGCGCCCUGGUGGGGAAGCUGAGAACUGCAGACCGCAGCAUGGUGGAGGUGCUAGCGGAUCACCCCGGGGAGCUGGUCCGCACUGACAGCCCCAACUUCCUCUGCUCCGUGCUCCCAACGCACUGGAGGUGCAACAAGACGCUGCCGAUUGCUUUCAAGGUGGUAGCCUUAGGCGAUGUCCCUGAUGGGACACUGGUCACAGUAAUGGCUGGAAAUGAUGAAAACUACUCUGCAGAGCUCAGAAAUGCCACAGCUGCCAUGAAAAACCAAGCAGCAAGGUUCAAUGACCUCAGAUUUGUGGGUAGAAGUGGAAGAGGGAAGAGCUUCACCCUAACCAUCACAGUCUUUACAAAUCCUCCGCAAGUAGCCACGUAUCACAGAGCCAUCAAGAUAACGGUGGAUGGACCUCGAGAACCCAGAAGACAUCGUCAGAAACUAGAUGAGCAGACAAAGCCCGGGAGCUUGUCCUUUUCAGAGCGUCUGAGUGAACUGGAGCAGUUGCGUCGCACAGCCAUGAGGGUCAGCCCACAUCACCCAGCCCCCACACCUAACCCACGAGCUUCCUUGAGCCACACCACUUUUAAUCCUCAGCCUCAGAGUCAGAUUCAGGAUACAAGGCAAGUACAGCCAUCUCCUCCAUGGUCCUAUGAUCAGUCCUACCAGUACUUGGGAUCAAUCGCCACGCCCUCAGUGCACCCUGCCACUCCAAUUUCGCCUGGGAGAGCUAGUGGCAUGACAUCCCUCACUGCGGAACUCUCAAGCCGACUCUCAAGUGCUUCUGACCUAACAGCAUUCAGUGAUCCCAGGGUGGGAAUUGAUCGCCCGUUCUCUACUCUUCCUUCAAUUUCUGAUCCUCGUAUGCACUAUCCUGGAGCAUUCACCUACACCCCAACGCCUGUCAGUUCAGGAAUAGGAAUUGGUAUGUCUGCUAUGACCACUGCCACAAGAUAUCACACUUAUCUCCCUCCUCCAUAUCCUGGUUCUUCUCAGUCUCAAGGUAGCCCAUUUCAGACCAGCUCACCUUCUUACCAUCUCUAUUACGGAACAUCAGCAGGGUCAUACCAGUUCUCCAUGAUGUCUGGGGGAGAUCGGUCACCCCCACGUAUCCUCCCUCCUUGCACUAAUGCUUCCACAGGGUCUACUCUCCUCAACCCCAAUCUUCCAAACCAAAGCGAUGUGGUGGAGGCAGAAGGUAGUCACAGCAACUCCCCUACCAACAUGGGCACCACAGCAAGGCUGGAAGAAGCGGUAUGGCGACCAUAUUGAAUUAAUUAUAAGUAGAGAUGGGCCAGGACUAAAGUGCUUUUUAUCUGCUGAUGCCCAUAGGUAUCCCAUAAAUACCUUUCUUGCCUGUGGGCACUGCCAUGUUUAAACAUCACUUUCAGAAGCAAACGAUCCAAAAGUCAGUACUUCAGGAAUGAUGUCAUGGUGUUAGCCAAUCAGUGAAGGGAUGUCAUUCCAGAAAAGUAGCCUUGUUCAAGGGCUGAACUUCUGGAAAGGAGAACAUUUAAGUUGGUCUAGAGAUAGGGAAGGUGGGUAGAUAGACACCCAGGCUGUUUUCAGACCAGUGGCCUCCAAACAUCCUUGAUUUUGGAGGUCUCCAAAGUCCUAAAAAGUGCUUUAGUUCACUUCUAAUUUUAAGACUUAAAAUCUAACACAAUCUUAGUGAGUAUACUUAAUCAUAUGGACGUGUUAGUUAUAAGGAAGUAUAGGAAGAUUCCCAGAGGGAAACUGUGAAUACUUCUGAUUUAGCAAUGCUGUGAAUGAGAAGUUUUAUAUCUUGGACAUUGACUUUUUUUACCAAGUUAUAUAUUCCAAAGAAUAUGGAUUUUUUUUAUUAUUAUUAAUUUUUUAAGGAUGCAACUCAUCCUGCUUUGCAUCUAACUUCUUUUAUUUCUUUUUUGGCACCUUAUAUAUUGCAAAAAGAUUUCAUUUAAAAAAAAAUCAUGCUUGCUUCUUUAUUGCUUUGUCAACUGAAAGAAUCAGCCCCUUUUCAAUGAGGUAAUUUAAUUUUUUUUCUUUUGGACUUUGUGUAAUGCAAUGGCUACAGCCUUAGGUCAUUUUCAACUACUGUACUAUUAUGAUUUCCUCAAUAUUUAUGCUUGAUGUUUAGACUUUUCUUAUUUGUUGAUACUAUUAUUAUUUAAAUAUGCUCUUUUUUUUUUUUUGGUAGCAGCCAAAGUUAAAUUUAUAACAUUGAAAAAAGGCUGAGAUAACGAUGGGUAACGUGUUGUCUAGUUAUCUAGCCAUAUUGUUUACAUUUUGCUCCAUUUAUUUAAUUUGCCAUUUGAAACCCUAUAAAGUCAUUCUUUUCCUCUGCUGGUCUUUCAACACCAAUGGUCACCUGAAGGAUCAGCAGUAUGGAAGUACAUAAUUUGUAAAGCAGACACAAUGGUAUCAAGCAUCUCUCGUCAACCAAAUAUUUAGGGCCAUAUUCUACUAUUGAUCUUGUCUGGGCUUCUUAUUGACUUUAGUAGGAGUUAAGUACUCAUUCAAGGACAGAAUCUAGCAUGUAGUUGGCACUCCGAGAGUGAAAUCCUGGUGCCAUUUAAGUCAAUUGGAGAUUUGCCAUUGACUUAAAUGGGGUCAGAAUUUCACCCAAUGUUUCCAGCACAACACUCUACAUACCAGUGUACUAAAAAUAAAGAAAUUAAGAAAUCACAAGUAAAUGGAGCUGAAAAGUGCUAUCAGACUCAACUGGAAAGCAGAAUAUCAAACAAGUGGAGUUUAAAAGUUCUGUGGUCAUAUAGUUCUGAAGGAAGAAGAAUAUUCAAAACUGGUGCACAGAAUAUUCUGUCCUGUAGAAAAUUUUAAAUGCAUUAUAAGAGUACUAAUCUGCUAUUAUGGAAUCAUCACUGUUGCCCAUCGUUAACAGCACAAACAUAUCAGAUGUCACUGUAAAUUUUAAGGCACUAUUUUAUUGGAGGGUUUGGUCUGAAUGCAUUUGUUGUACUACUCGUUAAUUACAAACUGCUGAUGUUGACAUGUGUGCAUUCAAAAUGAUCUGAUUGUUAUUUAAUGUACCUCUUAAAGUAGUGAAACAAUUGCAGGUCAACUCAGAAGAAUAUUUGAAAGCAGGACUUCAGAUCAGUGUUUGAUGUUUAAAAAUUUUUUUAAAGGAUUUGAAUUACAAAGAUCCUUGGCUGCAGGCAGCAAAACAGCUGGACUUAUUUAAAACAAUUUGUUUUUCGAGUUUUCUUUAUAUAAAUAUAUAUAUAUAUAUGUUAGGUUUUGCUUCUUUGUUUUGGUCAGAUGCAGAAGCACUUUGGAAUAAAACAAGUUACAAAUUGAAGCAUCUAACAUGGUCAAUAAGGUUAUUCUCAUGCAGAAAAUGGGGGAAUGUUUCAAAGGAUAUCAGUGGAAGCUCAAAGUUAUUUUCUUAUUAUUUAAAAUACGUAAAUUGGCAUUGUCCUUUUAGUUCAACAUAAUUAUAGAUUAAAUUUGCUAAGAACAAAAGAAGUGGAAGACACAGUGUUAAAGUAUAUUUUGAAAGUACAGUGUCCAUACUGAACUUUAACCAGCCUUUGUGACACUUUGCAUAGUCAUUGUCUCUUGUCUCCAGUGACCUUGAAAAAAGUCUUCACUGCUUAGACUGGAAUCCACACAAGCCCUCGUGAAAAAUCAUAAAUUGGCCAGAAAACAAACCACAUCUGUCUUUUGAAAACCAUCCCCCCUUCAUGCCCAGUAGCCACAUACUUUGUUUUUAAGGAAUUGUCUUGAUCAUCAACAAAUGAUGAGGACAAUAUAUGUGGCAUAUCUUUGAGACUGUACAAAAGCACUUAGCAGGUGAAAGAAUGAAGUUUAAGCAAGACAUUUCCUGUAUUCAUGCCUCUCUAAAUUAAUUCAGUUUUAUCAUUCCCAUUGUUGAAUUAAACCUAAAAGGACAAUUCCAUUUCCCUACAAACUGUUCUGCCCCAGCAGAUGGCUCAGGAUUCUAAUCCCACUAAAAUAGACAAUUAUUCAUAUUUUCCCCCAAGGGUUGGGUUUGAAUGUUCCUUUUGCAAAAUAUAAUUUGUAACCAUGUUUGAAACAACCUGGCUUAGCAGUCAAAUUACUGUUAGACUUGAGUAAAUAUAGGACUUGACUCUCAUUUGCAUGAAGGCCCCUUUCCACUGCUCUAUAAAUUACAUUUAUACCCACUCUAAGUCCCCCCCAUUACACAGCCAGAGCAGUCCUUCGUGUAAGUGGCAGUCAGGCCCAUCCUGUCUUACUGCUACUGAGGAUUUUAUGCAUAAUUAUGAUACAUCAUUUUUUGGAAAGGAGAUAAGCAAUUUCCAGAAAGUGGCCCACAGUCUGAGACAGUUGAUAUGUGUCCUGGUUUACCUGUGUCCUUGAAACAUUCAUUAUUAUUUUCUGAGUGACCUUUUUCAUUGAUUUGUUUGAAAAUUCAGAAAUAAUAGAUUAUUUUUUAUUUGAGCAAAAUACUUUCUUGUUUACCUGCAUCAUAACAUUUUUUAGCUUGGUCAGUACUGAUCACUUGGCAUUUUUUUCUCCUUAUUGUAGAAGAGUUGCAUCAACAGACUUACUUGUAUUUAUUGUAAAUAGACUUAAAAAGCUACAUAGCAAAAUAUUGUUAGUGCUUGUAAUUACUCUGCAUUUUUAAAAUUUUUCUGUGUUUUUAAUGAACUUAUCCUUGUGUUGGCAAAAUACUAAAGUGAAGCUUGUUUCUUUCCAACUUAGUUAUUUUAGGCUUCAAAAUUAACUACAUUUUAUUCACUUUUAUAAACAGUUAUAGCAUGGUCUCUGUCAAACACACUUCACUUUUUUUUUUGUAGGGGAGAAAUGAAUGUGCAAAAAACUGUGGGUUCUUUGUGGUUUUCUGGCUGUGACAGUUAUGACUUCAUUUAAAAAAAGAAACUUUCAGUCUGAAAUGACUGUAUGGUAAAUCUGAUAGAGAACGCAAUGGGAAAUGUGAUCCUAUCAGAACAGCAUCAGAGUAUAUUUGUUCAGCGUUUACUGGAUAUGUUUACAAAACAGAUGUUGCAAUGUACUGGAAUGGUCACAUUUUCCUUCAACACUGUCACCCUGAACUUUUUCAGAAGGGGAAACUUUUAAGCACUGGUGGUUUAUUUGUUGUUGUUGUUUUUUUAACCAGAUAGGAAAAGAAAAUGGAGUAGAUUUCCCCCACUACAAGAUGUCUCUAGAUACCACGUCAAAGUAGACACUUACUGUACAUAGUGAAGGCAGUGUCCAGUGCUACAGGAAAAUUCAUGAUGACUAGCAUGCCGAGCAGCUGGACUGCUAACUUAGUUCUAAUGGAGACUUGCUUUCUUUCUUUCUUUGUACCACAGUUUCUUCUGUAAAUUCAAUAUUAUAAUUAGUGUGAAUGACAAAUAAAAUGUUU
Molecule: messenger RNA, 5817 nt
Organism: Mauremys mutica (yellowpond turtle)
Lineage: Eukaryota; Metazoa; Chordata; Testudines; Geoemydidae
Gene: RUNX1
Product: RUNX family transcription factor 1
Exons: 9
Coding region: 75-1739 (554 amino acids)
Biological process (GO): hemopoiesis; regulation of cell differentiation; neuron differentiation
Cellular component (GO): nucleus
Molecular function (GO): RNA polymerase II cis-regulatory region sequence-specific DNA binding; DNA-binding transcription factor activity, RNA polymerase II-specific; ATP binding
Source: RefSeq, a predicted model, not a curated record